AUGGAGGGCUCUGGUGGGGGCAAAGCGGCGGAUGCGUGGUCUGCAGAGCCGCGACUCCCGCCGCUCUCACCGCCGGUCCCGCCACCGCACUACGCAUCGGCGGCAGGACGCCGCGCCGCCAAUGACGGCGGCGCAGUCAUACGCAGCCCCAUUGCGAUGACAUCCCCGCCGGCGUAUGCCGCAACCGCAACCGCCACCGCCGCUGCUGCUUCUUCUUCUCCGGCGGCGGGGCUGGCGGUGGAGGGCGCCUCCCCAAGCUCUACCACCACUGCCGCGGAGUAUGCGGAGAUCGAGCAGAAGCAGGUGGAGUUGCGGAGCGUGGUAGAACAUCGCAUUAUGACGCUCGAGCGAACACUGCAGCGUCGCGAGGAGGAGGUAGGGGCGCUGCGGAUGCAGCUACGUAAAACGGAAGAGGAUUAUCAAUUUAACUACGAGCUCAUCAAGGACCGUGAUGCGGCGCUGGAGGAGGCCGCGACACAGCUGCAGAUUUUGUACGACGAGUUGCUGCACCACAAGUCGGAGGGCUCGGCGGCCGCCAAACGGUUGGAGGGUGCUGAGCAGGAGAUCAACCAAUUGCGGCAGCAGCUUCGGGAGACGGAGGUGGAACGCGAGCAAACGCUGCAGGAUCUUCAGCGCAAGUAUCAGCUGAAGGAACGACAGUUGAAGGAUACGCUUGGGCGCAAGGAAACCUCUCUGGAGGCGGAGAAGCAGCGUCUGCACGAGGAAUACCUACAACGAUUUAAAGCACUCGAUGACAUCCAGGCAGAGACGGCGGGCAAGAGCAAGGAGCUUGCAGAGGAAUUAGAAAAGAAGUGGGGCCAACAAGUGAGGGUGCUGGAGGAGAAACUGAGUGCAUCCACCAAAGCGAUGGAUGCCACCCAAUGUGAGAAGGCGGCUUGCGAGUCUCGUUACGCGGAGGUGUCCCAGGCACUAUCGUUGUUGAAGCACGAGCAUGCGUCACUCCAAGAACAGCAUCAACUUGCCAUGGCAGAAGCUGGUGAAAAGCAAAGCGGCCUCGAGGCGAAAUUGAAUGAGUGCAGUGCCCUCAUGGGGCAAGGCAUUGCCACCGUGGAGGACAACAUUCGUCAGCAAACGCGACGAGCCACAAAGUUAGAGAUAGAGUGCGGUCAGCUGCAGUCGCAAGUGACAGAGUUGCAAGAGCGGCUGCAGGCGGCCCGAAUAGAACGGGAGAACGAGGCGAAACGCUUCAUGGAGGAAAGUCUUCAAUUGCAGGAAAACUAUCGUCAGGCGGGGAGGCAGAUGGAAGAGCAACGCCGGAGUUGGGCAGACACCGAGCGGCAACUGACGCAGCAGCUGCAGCGGCUGCAGGACGAACUGGACGAGGCACGGAGGCAAGGCGACGCGGCAAAGAGUCGUAUAGGCGAGCUGCAAACUCGCAUUGAGGCCUCCCAAAGAGAACGAGACCAGAGUGAGCAGGAAGUUGAGCGUCUGCGUCGGGAGCUUCAGCGCUGUCGUGAGGAGGAGCAGCGCACCGCAGCACAGGCGCAAGAAUCGCAGCGUGCUGCGGAAGAGAAGAUUCUUGGCGCCUCUCGUGAGGUGGCGGACGCAAAGGAGGAAGUGGAGCGACUGUCGAGGCGUCUCUUUGAGGCCCAGGAGCGGUCCCAGUCAGAGGCGGCGCGGCUUUCGCGGGAGUUGCACGCCAGCGAGGCGGCACGUGCAGCUCUGGAGGAGCACUUUCGUCUUGCAGAGGACGCCAACGGGCGGCGGGCACUUCUCGAGGGCCUGCGCCAUGAGAAGGAGGCACUGGAGCGCAAGGUGCUAGAGUUGGAGCACACAAAUGCGGCGAUUCGCGAACAGGUGGCCUCCUUCACCAUGGAGCUGCAAAACGACCCUGUGGUAAAGUCGGCGAAGGAGACGCAGCGUCGCGUGCAAGAGUUACAAGAGGAGUUAUUGCAGGCCCGGGACGACACCCAGCGUCUCCGCGACACACUCCGUGAGAAGGAGGAGGAGUUGUCGCGUUACCAGCUGGAGAUCCUGCGGGCGCGGUCCACAGAGACGGCGGCGCUGCAUCAGCGCGACCAGGAGGACCAGCGCCUUCGUGAGGAGUAUCAAAGUGUACGGAAGGCCUAUGAGCUUAUGCGAGAGACCCUCAAGGAGCAGCAGCAGCGUCAUCAGCAGCAGCAGCGACAGCGUGGUAGAGCAUCGCCCGGCAAGCUGGCGACAAAGGAUGAGGAGAGCGGCACGGAGGAAGCUGACAGGAAUGCUAGACACCGGCGUGGUGAAAAAGGGAAUCGGAGUGAGGCAGACAGAGAUACCGUCUCGAUGCGGGAGGCGGAGCUGUGGCGGCGGAAGUAUUUGCAGCUUGAGCAACACGUUCGUGAUGUUCUCCGGGAACGUGAUGGAUUGGCAAGGGAGUUGCAGCUCACGCGUCAGGACGUCGACGCACUAACAAGCGAGAAGCAAUCGCUCGUUGAUCUGAACUCCUUGUUGAAGGCCCAGCUGCGGGAGGCCUACCGAACAACCUUAGAGUACCCGCAACUGACGCCACCGCCACCGCCACCGCCACCGCCACCAGCAUCGCCGCCGCCACCACAAAGACAGCAGCGGCAACCAUGCAGUGCCCCCGUGCCUGGUGACGUCCAUUUGACGGCCGGGAGGACGGCGGUGCGAGGCUCGCCUCCGUCCAUGCCUUCGCUUGCUGUAGACGCUGUCUUCGCCGGUGGCUCGGCCCCGCAGCCUUCCGUCGACGCAGAGCGCCUUGCCGCCUUGGAAGGGGAGCUUGCGGCGAUGAAGGCACAUAUGCUGAGCCAGCGCCAAGGCGUUGUCACACGUGCCUCUCGAACGAGUGUAGGGGGCGCUGCCGCCAAGGAAGGCGAAACACGAGGGCCACUGAAACAACAACAACAACCACAGCGACGUGCGCCUCAGACCGCACCGAUGACUCGAUCUCUCAGCAGGGGCGGAGCGCCGGUGGUGCACCGAGGCUCCACCGUGGUGCGUCACUACGGCUACUCGUAG
Molecule: messenger RNA, 2979 nt
Organism: Trypanosoma conorhini
Lineage: Eukaryota; Euglenozoa; Kinetoplastea; Trypanosomatida; Trypanosomatidae
Product: 200 kDa antigen p200
Exons: 1
Coding region: 1-2979 (992 amino acids)
Source: RefSeq, a predicted model, not a curated record